UGUUUCUUUGAAAGAAAGGGAGGGGUCUGUAGGGUUUCCUAAGGGAAAUAGGGGAGGCCUGGGUCACCUGGAGGAAUUGGGGAAUAUCUAGUUCUGUAGAGGGGCCAGUCCCAUGGGGAAGAAGGACACCUGGGUCUCUGAGAGUGAAGGAGGCAGAGUGCUUAUCUGGCCUCCUCUUCCCUUCCCACUCCACCUCUAGGGGCUGGCAGGUAUUACCUUGCACCUAUGCUAAUUCUCUCAGUGAGCCCCCGUUUUAAGGAAGAAAAAUUGUUGAAGGAUCAAAUCUAAUAGCUUCAUGGGCUGGGGAGUUGCUGGGGUGUGUGGUUUGAGUGGUUCGGUAGGACUGAGGGCCCAGGUUUGGGAAAGGUGAAGAGGAUCCAGGACUCUCAGUGGACCCCUGAGCAGUCUGAGGUUGAGGAGGCAGGAAAGGGACACCUAUCUGCCCCGUCUGGAGAUUCUUCUUUCUUUCUCUGUCAUCUCUGGGUGUUUGACUCUGUCAGGCUUUCUGUCUGUUUCUGAAGGACAUUUAUUCAGCACCCACAGUGUACCAGGCUCUGACAAUUCUGAGGUGGGCAGGUCUUUACAGAGUUGAAUCACUCUGUCUCUCUGCUUCUCCUUCAUGCCUCUAUUUCCCUCUCUGUCCCCAGAUUCAGGGACUUGGGAGCUCCCUCCCCAUCCCCCUUUCCAGGUUCCCUGCUGAGAGGUGGCUGUUGCCAUGGUAACAAUGACACAGUGACCUUGGGCCCAGGGUUCCCCUUCCCCAGCCCUGUCAUUCCAGGGAGGGUCCACAAGCCUUGUUCCAAGCCUUCCCCUGCCCUCCUGGCCUUAACACACUAUGUCCUCAUCACCCCACUCUGUCCCAUCCCUUGUCCCCUUGUCCCCAAUCAGGACAAGCCCUUGCAUGAAAAAUUCAGGAUAGAAUCAUUCUACACUGGACCACAGAGGCAUUCCCCACUGCCCUUAAUUUUCCCAGGGAGGGGAGAGGUUGCGUUGAGCUCCUCUCCCCUGUCUUUCACCCAUGCGGAUGCCCCCACCCUGUUUCUCUGCUAGGGAUGUCCCUACACCCACCUCUGAUCACAGCCUUGUUCCCUGAGAGGGGAUAGGAGGGGUCAUUCAAUGAAGAGGUCAAGCAACUCCUGGUCUGCUGAGGUCAGAGAGGCAAAAGGAUUUGUCCAAGGUCAUGAACUUACACGAUCAAAUGGAUAAUAAUAGCUCUCUGAUUGAGGGCUUCCUAGGUGCCAGGUACUUUUAUAAGCACUUUACAGGUAUUAAGUCAUAGUUGCCCAAAGCCACACAAGAACUUUAACCCAAGGCUAUCCUGUGGUCAAUGGCCACUCCCUCUCUCAGGCAGGGGAUUUAGGGGAUCUCUUCUCCUCUGCGUCCUUUUCUCCUUUUCCUCCCCAUCACCCCACCCCCCACACCACAGUUGAACUUCUGUCUGCAUCUAGGUUCAAGAUUGAAAACAAUCGAAUCAGAAAGAGGUAUGUGCAAGGAUUUGCCCAAUCAGGAGCAGGGAGUUUGGAAAGCAGGGACCAAUCAGAGAGGGUAACUCUGAGGGGCAGUCCAAUGCAGAGUAGGUUUGACUAGAGGGCUUGUGGAGGGACCAAUCAGAGAGAUCAGAACAGAUUACGCUGUACAAUGAAGAGUGGGCACCAUAGGGCGUGGCUUUGGGUUUGGGACCACACCUUUGAAGGGCGGUACAAACUGGGAACCACCUCCUCCCUUUCCACCAACCUCCCCUCUAGGUUUCCUCAGAUCCAGACUCCCUAGGCUUUCCCUGGGGCACUCCUCCCUGCUAAACUUGAAUGUGAGCAAUACUUCCGUUAGAGAAGUGAAGACUGGACUUUAGGGAGGAGCUAAGAAUGGGGGACCCAAACUAGGUUUGAAAGACCAGAACCUAGGCUGGAUGCUUUGGGGGUGGAGCCUAGGGUGGAGGGGUGGGGCUAGGGAUGAUGGAUGGAACUUGGGGCAGGGAUGGGGAAACUUUAGGGUGGUGUCUAAGGUAAAGGGGUGGGGCUCAGGCUGCGAGGGAGGGUGGGACACAGGCUUAAGGGGUCAGUGUCAUUUAUUUAGGUCAGAUAGGGCAGAUAUUUUGCAAUGAGGUGGGGCCUUAGAGACAGGGCGGAGCCUAUGCCUAGGGGCGGGGCCUAAACAGUGAAAGAAUGAGAUUGGUCACGGAUCUCUACUAGCCGGUUUGGGUCAGGAAGAGGGCCCUAGAGAAACAAUCACACUAUCUACUUCCAGCUGAUGCCCUGUUUUCAGGCCAGCUCACAUUCCCCGACCUCAUGGGCACUCCCCUGCUGCUGGGGUAUACCCCUCCCCUUCUAGUGACCCCAGACUGGGAGAGCAUGUUUAUUCCUUAGUGUGCGCCCUGCAGUGAGUCUUCAGUGGACCAAGCUCCCAAGUCCUCUCCUAAAAGAUGUUCAAGAACACAUGUUUACUGAGCACCUACUGGGUGCCAGUUAUUCUUUGGGACGCUGGAGAAAACUGGUGCCCGUGCCACUUCCCUCCGGUGGCUUACAUCUCAAUGACUAGACAAUAAGCAAUAAAUAAAUAAAUAAGGAAACAAUAAAUAGGUAAGCAAACAAGCAAACAAGAGCAUUACCAGGAGUGAUGAGGGCUAUGAGGGAGAUAAAAUGAGUGGUGGAAUGGAAAGAAAAGGUGGGACCUGUUUGGGCUAUUUUUAGUGGUCUCUUUGGUCUCUGGAAGCGUCCUCCGGUUUUUUCCCGUCAAUGUUUAUUAUGAAAAAUUUCAAAUACGCGGCAAAACUGAAACAAUUUUACAGUGAACACCCCUAUGCCCACCACCUAGAUUCUACCACUGACGUUUUGGCAGAGCAGAGUGGAAGGGAAGGGGAAAGAGGGUGAGGGCAGGUAUUUAGCCAUCCAUCUACCCAUUCACGAAUCCAUUUGAUUUUUAAAGUAUUUCAAAGUAAUUUGCCAACAUCAGGACAGUUGCUGGGGGUCGGGUAUCAAUUGGUCAUGAGAAAGGAAGGCCUCGCUAAAGAGAUUACAUUCAAGACUAGAAUGAAAAGAAGGAACCAGCCAUGGAAGGGGGAUAGUGUGCAAAGGCCCAGGGGCUGGAACAUUGGAGGAAUAGAAAAGUCAUUAUUUAUUGGGGGGAGGGUAUAUCUCAAAUGGUAUAGUGCAUGCUUAGCAGGCACAAGGUCGUGGGUUCAGUCCCCAGUACCUCCUCUAAAAAUAAAUAAAUAAACCUAACUACCCCCCGAAAAAAAGGUUAAAAAAGUCAUUAUUGAGGCUGGAAGACCAGCACGGUUGGGGAUGAGGUCAAGAGGUGGGCAGGGGCCAGAGCUCACAAGGCUGGAUGCACUCUGGGAGCGAGGCUGACUUUGCCUGGGCUCAGGCUUUUUGUUUUUCUGCCUCUGUGUACCUCUGUCUCUCUUAUUAUUAUCUCUUCAUCCUGCUCUUUCCCACUCCUAUCCAUCCCAGACCUGCUCUCACCCUCUAUCCCCUUCACCUCCACCCUGUUCUGCUAUUUACUAUCUGAGUGACCUUAGGCAAGUGACUAAACCUUUCUGUGGCUCAAGUGUCUUCAUCUGUAAAAUGGUGAUAGUAAAGAGACCUCCCUAUCUGGUAGCUGUGAAGAGUGAAUGAAGUCCUAUCUGUGAAGCCCUUAGACCCAUUCCUAGUACCUAGUAGUGCUGGCACUGACCCACUUCUGCUGCUGUUGUUAUUAUUCUCCCACAUUGGUCCUCCCAGCUCUGGACCUCCACCUCCCAGCAGGGAGCACCAGGAUCCAGGGUGAGAGGUUCUGGCCCAGGCCCUGACUCCCUGAAGAGAGAUGAAGAAACCGAGAUUCAGAGAGGUUCAGACACUUGCCCGAGGUCACACAGCUAAUCUCACCUCCCACUCCUCCUGCCUUCCGCCUGCACCAUGGCUCCAGGCCCCUUCUCCUCGGCGCUUUUCUCGCUGCCACCUGCUGCUCUGCCCUUUCUGCUGCUCCUCUGGGCGGGGGCAUCUCGAGGCCAGCCCUGCCCGGGCCGCUGCAUCUGCCAGAACGUGGCGCCCACGCUGACCAUGCUGUGCGCCAAGACCGGCCUGCUCUUUGUACCUCCUGCUAUCGACCGGCGCGUGGUGGAGCUGCGGCUCACCGACAACUUCAUCGCCGCCGUCCGCCGCCGAGACUUCGCCAACAUGACCAGCCUGGUGCACCUCACCCUCUCCCGAAACACCAUCGGCCAAGUGGCGGCCGGCGCCUUUGCCGACCUCCGCGCCCUCCGCGCCCUGCACCUAGACAGCAACCGCCUGGCGGAGGUCCGAGGCGACCAGCUCCGCGGCUUGGGCAACCUCCGCCACCUGAUCCUCGGCAACAACCAGAUCCGCCGGGUGGAGUCGGCCGCCUUCGACGCCUUCCUGUCCACCGUGGAGGAUCUGGAUCUGUCCUACAACAAUCUGGAGGCCCUACCGUGGGAGGCGGUAGGCCAGAUGGUGAACCUGAACACGCUCACGCUGGACCACAACCUCAUCGACCACAUAGCCGAAGGCACCUUUGUGCAGCUUCACAAACUGGUUCGCCUGGACAUGACCUCCAACCGUCUGCAUAAACUGCCCCCCGACGGGCUCUUCCUGAGGUCCCAAGGUCCUGGGCCAAAGCCGCCCACGCCCCUCACGGUCAGCUUCGGUGGCAACCCCUUGCAUUGCAACUGCGAGCUGCUCUGGCUGCGGCGGUUGACAAGAGAGGACGACCUGGAGACAUGCGCCACUCCUGAGCACCUCACCGACCGCUACUUCUGGUCCAUCCCCGAGGAGGAAUUCCUGUGUGAACCUCCGUUAAUCACACGGCAGGCAGGUGGCCGGGCCCUGGUGGUGGAGGGCCAGGCGGUCAGCCUGCGGUGCCGCGCUGUGGGUGACCCCGAGCCAGUGGUGCACUGGGUGGCACCUGAUGGGCGGUUGCUGGGGAACUCGAGCCGGACCCGGGUCCGGGGGGAUGGGACGCUGGAUGUAACCAUCACCACUUUGCGGGACAGUGGCACCUUCACUUGCAUCGCCUCCAAUGCCGCCGGGGAAGCCACGGCACCGGUAGAGGUGUGCGUGGUGCCGCUGCCUCUGAUGGCACCCCCACCUGCCGCCCCGCCACCUCUCACUGAGCCUGGUUCCUCAGACAUCGCCACACCCGGCCGACCUGGUGCCAACGAAUCGGCGGCUGAGCGCCGGCUAGUGGCGGCGGAGCUCACCUCCAACUCUGUGCUCAUCCGCUGGCCAGCCCAGAGGCCUGUGCCAGGCAUCCGCAUGUACCAGGUCCAAUACAACAGCUCUGCAGAUGACUCCCUUGUCUACAGGAUGAUCCCAUCCACCAGCCAGACCUUCCUGGUGAAUGAUCUAGCAGCUGGUCGCGCCUAUGACCUGUGCGUGCUGGCCGUUUACGACGAUGGGGCCACGGCGCUGCCGGCCACUCGAGUGGUGGGCUGCGUGCAGUUUACCACCGCUGGGGAUCCAGCGCCCUGCCGCCCACUGAGGGCCCAUUUCUUGGGCGGCACCAUGAUCAUCGCCAUUGGGGGCGUCAUCGUCGCCUCUGUCCUCGUUUUCAUCGUUCUGCUCAUGAUCCGCUACAAGGUCUACGGCGAUGGGGAUAGCCGCCGAGUCAAGGGCACCAGCAGGUCGCCUCCGCGGGUCAGCCAUGUGUGCUCGCAGACCAACGGUGCAGGCGCGCCGCAGGCCCCGCCCCCGCAAGACCGCUACGAGGCGCUGCGUGAGGUGGCGUCUCCAGCUACUGGGUCCGUGGCUGUCGAGGCGAAAGCCACGGCAGCCGAGAUGGCUUCCGAGGAGCCGGAGGCGCUCCUUGGACGCUCCUUGGGCGGUUCAGCCACCUCGCUGUGCCUGCUGCCAUCCGAGGAAACCUCCGGGGAGGAGUCCCUGUCCGCCUCAGGCCCUCGGAGGAGCCGUUCCGGGGCCCUGGGACCGCCGGCUGCGGCCCCCCCAACUUUAGCUCUGGUUCCUGGGGGAGCCCCGGCUCGGCCGAGGCCACAGCAGCGCUAUUCGUUCGAUGGGGACUACGGGGCGCUCUUCCAGAGCCACAGUUACCCGCGCCGCGCCCGGCGGACAAAGCGCCACCGGUCCACGCCGCACCUGGACGGGGCUGGAGGGGGCGCGGCCGGGGAGGACGGAGACCUGGGGCUGGGCUCUGCCAGGGCACGGCUGGCCUUUACCAGCACCGAGUGGAUGCUGGAGAGUACCGUGUGAGCGGCAGGCGGGCGCCGGGAGGCCUGUGUGCCGCGGACAAGCGCCCAGCCACCCGGACGCCGGGGCAGGACUCGGGGGAGAAAGCGCCGAGCCAAGACAGCGGACCGGAGGGGAGACGCGCUUCUCCUCCCUGGAGUGGGUGGGCUCCUGGGGGCUGCGGCUCGAGGCCACGCCCCCGCGCCCAGGGGGGUCUGAGGGCGGGCAGCCGGGCUCCCCUCCCCCACGGACUCUAAGCCCCUCUCCUGCCCCUCCCCCCGCGCGCUCGCGGACCUCGCUGGAGCCGGUGCCUUACACAGCGAAGCGCGGGGAGGGGCAGGGCCCCCCACACUGCAGCACUGAGACACGAGCCCCCUUCCCCCGCCCGGGACCCGGGGCAGGGGCGAGGGGCCCAUUUCUUGUAUCUGGCUGGACUAGAUCUUACUCUGUCCCGCGGCGGCCUCCAAAGCCCCCACCCCCAACCCAUUCUACUCCCUGGUCCCGUCGGGUCUGGCUUGGGGUCCCCCCUUUCUCUGUUCCCGUCGUUUGUCUCAGUCCCGCCCUCUGUCUUCUGUCUUCUGUCCUUCUCUGUUUGUCUCUCUUCUCUGUCCCAUGUUGUCUCUUCUUCUGCCCUCCUGUAUUUCGUCCAGUUUUCUUGUCUCCAGAUUAUCUCUUCCCAGUACACAUUCUCCGGGGCGGGUCCCACUGGAAGGACCAGACUCUCCCCUAUUCCUUCCUCUUUCCCUCAGAUAAAUCCCCACAUGAACAAAAUCCAAAACCAAAUCCCCCUCCCUACAGGAGCCGGGGAUCCUCCGCCGCAGGAGAAUUAAACUUUUUUCUGUGUCUGA
Messenger RNA from Camelus dromedarius (Arabian camel), 7024 nucleotides. It is a transcript of the gene LRFN1, whose product is annotated as leucine rich repeat and fibronectin type III domain containing 1. Gene Ontology annotation, cellular component: postsynaptic density membrane. Bases 3894 to 6200 code for a protein of 768 amino acids. The record is from RefSeq and is a predicted model, not a curated record. NCBI's taxonomy places the organism in Eukaryota, Metazoa, Chordata, Mammalia, Artiodactyla, Camelidae. Gene Ontology annotation, molecular function: protein binding. The transcript is spliced from 5 exons.